Fimicolochytrium jonesii is the source of this 2125-nucleotide messenger RNA. RefSeq lists its product as uncharacterized. The transcript is spliced from 5 exons. The coding region runs from base 331 to 1806 and encodes 491 amino acids. Lineage: Eukaryota; Fungi; Chytridiomycota; Chytridiomycetes; Spizellomycetales; Powellomycetaceae. The record is from RefSeq and is a predicted model, not a curated record. Gene Ontology annotation, molecular function: GTPase activator activity. Gene Ontology annotation, biological process: COPI coating of Golgi vesicle.
CCCAGGCCUUUGAUUAGCCGCGUUUGAGGCCGGAAUGAGCGCGAUUCUAAUCAUUGUUGAUUGGCGGCGUGCCAUUCCACGGGUGAACUGUAAUCAAGCUGGCUGCACACCGCAGUCCAUUCAACAAAAGCCCGGCGGCACUUGAAUACCACGGCAAACUGCCCUAAUCCUGCGGAGACGACACCCAUCGCAGCCGCUCGAGCGCACGACAGGGAGAUCAGUUUCACUAGACCGUGGGAGGGACUUCAAGCACCUUUCAAAGCACUCCGCCUUACGCGCGCAAAUUUCACUCCCACACACAAAGUCUCACGCAGACAACACGUCAGCAUCAUGAGCGACAACCAAGUUCCCAAGGAGGAGAUCGAGGAGGUGUUCAAGAAGCUGAAGGCAAAGCGUGAGAACAAGGUCUGCUUUGACUGCAGUGCAAAGAACCCGACAUGGGCGACCGUCACGUUUGGCGUGUACCUCUGCUUCGAUUGCUCCGCAGUGCAUCGGAAUAUGGGUGUCCACGUUACCUUUGUGCGCUCCACGACCCUCGACUCGUGGACGUUUGACCAACUCCGCACGAUGAAAGUUGGCGGAAACGCCAAUGCUGCUGAAUUCUUUCGCCAGAACGGGGCUGGAAACGUGAAGGAAGCGAAGGCGCGUUAUAUCACUAGGGCGGCGGGCCUGUAUAAGGAACGGCUGAAAAAGCUCGUUGACGAGGAUGCUAGAAGAUAUCCCAAUCGAGUGGUCGUAGAUCCCGCAGAAGGCGAAGAAGGCGCCGCGCCGACUGCGCGACGCAACAGCGACUUUUUCUCUGGAUGGGACGAUCUUCCCGCCACUGGGUCUUCGCAGAACUCGACUCCGACCUUGACCGCAGCAUCGAUCGCACCACCGAAAGCAGAGACUUCGUUUACCCCGCUCGCUGUUCACACGCCAACGCCUGUCGCCGCGCCAGUGAAAGUCGCUCAGGCGACCAUCAGUGCAGAAACUGCCGCCGCAGCAUCGCUCUCAUCGGCAUCAGAUCCAUCCAGGCCUGUUGGCGCCAUGCAGCCCACCCGAACCAGUUCCGGCGCCAACAUCCUCCGACCUACUAAGAAAGGUCUGGGCGCCAAAAAGGCGACUAAGAUUGUCAAUUUUGAGGAGGCGGAGCGGUUAGCCAAGGAGGAGCAGGAAAGGCUCAUGCGUGAGGAGGAUGAAACCAAGAGGCGACGCGAGGAGGAAGAAAAGCAACGGCUGGCAGCUCCUAUUGUUCCGGCGGCCACACAAUCCUACGGGAACACCAGCGCACCAGCCGCAAGAGCCCCCCCAAAAGUGUCAGCAGAGGAGGCAGCCAUGAUGGAGCGAUUAGGGAUGGGCAUGGGCAAGUUGGGCGGGUUUGGCUCGGUGGGUGGGUUUGGUGCUACGGGCGGUGUUGGUGCUGGUUCAGCCAAGCCGUCCGCUUCGUCUUCCCAGUAUGAGGAUAAUGGCGACGCUGCCAAGCGAUUCGGGACAGCAAAGGCAAUUUCCAGUGAUCAGUAUUUCCAACGCGGCAGCUAUGACGAGGCACAGAGCCGCGAAGCCCGCACCCGCCUUCAGAACUUCAGCGGCCGCAGCGGCUUCGGCUCCGCAGAAUACUACGGCCGCGACGAAUCCCAUGGCGCCCCCGGUGCGCGCGGCUCCGGCUCCGGCGACCCCAUGGCCGUCCUCGGCGAGUCGGCCCGCGAAUUUGCGACAAAGUUCGUGGGGCAGGCCGCGGAUGAUUUGGGUACGUUGAAGAAGAUUGUUGCGACUGGAGGGAAUAAGUUGGGAGAAGUCUUGCAGGACAUGUCGUCUCGCUACUAAUGAACGCGUAAAGCUAAACGGCGUGUCCGACAGACAUACACACCCACGAAAUGCUGAUCGCUGGCAAAUGGAGCUGGACUUUUGGGAGAAUAGGUGGUUCUCAGUCUGUCAACUCCUGUUAAACUCUAGUCCAACCAUGCCGAUGUGUAUCUCGGUACUUUUGUGCCUUUCCUGUGCUUGGUUGUGGUUUACCCCUCUUAUUUAUCCUUCAACCUUUGUUCUGUAACCUUUUUUAUGAAUGCGGAUUUUACAUGUGGUUUGAACCUUGGUCAUUCUGGGCGCGCAUGAUGCGCAUAUUUCACGAAGGAAUGAAACUGCA